AUGACGGUCGCGAGCACCUAUUACUCACAAGAUCAUUUGGCACCCGGACGAAAGCUCACCCCAGAGCCGCCGCCCAACGCUGCCUCCACCCAUCAUUACCCCAACAACAACACCCCUAAGAUGCAGUCAACUAUUCGGACGGUUCCUAGUUUUGAAGGACCUUUGUCGGAUACCAGCUCCGAUACGCCAUCCGUGACAACCAAGACCUCGGCCUUUUCGAGCUCUGUGACGAGUAACGCCAGCGCAAUCUCCAUGAUGAGCAACCACGACGACGAUAGCAUGCCUACAUUUUCGUCGUCCCCGACCCCUCUAUCCCGCACGAGCAUGAUGCCCAGUACCACCAAUGCGCCAACGAACCCUUCCGACUCCCAAGACCAACAAUCUUCCCAACCAUGGGACUCGACAAUCGGCAAGGCUGGACUAGGCAAGACGGGUCGCGUGAUCAACAAGCUUGUCGGUGACAAUGAAGCCCUCAAGCGAGAUAUCAAAAUCGAGAGACUGCGCGCCGACGAGGCCAAGCAGGCGGCAAAACUGGUAGAGGACAAGAUGGAGCGCUUGAUCCAGGAUUACGAGAGCCGCCUCCUCGAGGCGAACGUGACCAAGACGCUGCUUGCCCGCAAAGAGCGCCAGGUCGAGUCGCUCAACGCCACCAUCGAGCUGGAACGGAGAAAGGCAUCUGUCGCGCUCGAUCGCGAACGCAACUGGCGUGAGGAGAUGGAGAAGGCCCAACAUGACGCCAAGAUCCAAGUCGAAGACGCCACCGCUCAAGCCUUGCUCAUGGAAGGUCGCUACAACUCCAUCUCAUCCCACUGGAAGGACCAGGGAGAGGAGGUCAAGCGCGCCGCCACCGUGCUCCGCGGCGAAAUUGUAGAGCUAGUCGAGGAAAGGCGCAAAGACGACGAGAAGAUUGCCACCCUCCAGGAGCUAUGCGACCAGCAGGACGGCAAUAUCAAGCAGCUGGUACAUCAAAAGGAGGAUAUUGCCCGGCAGUUUGAGGCGUACAAGCAGGAACAGGAGAAUUGGCUGAGGGACGUCAAGCUCAACGCUCACUCCCGCGAGCAGGAGCAGGAGCGGCUCCUCGAAGAAACGAGACAGACUUUGGCCAAGUUGAAGUGGGCGCUUAAUGUGAAGGAAAACGUUAAAGGAGCGCAGUAA
Molecule: messenger RNA, 1155 nt
Organism: Parascedosporium putredinis
Lineage: Eukaryota; Fungi; Ascomycota; Sordariomycetes; Microascales; Microascaceae
Source: the annotation of a GenBank genome assembly